Cyphomyrmex costatus is the source of this 2685-nucleotide messenger RNA. RefSeq lists its product as uncharacterized. The record is from RefSeq and is a predicted model, not a curated record. The transcript has 5 exons. Bases 1 to 2685 code for a protein of 894 amino acids. NCBI's taxonomy places the organism in Eukaryota, Metazoa, Arthropoda, Insecta, Hymenoptera, Formicidae. Gene Ontology annotation, molecular function: nucleic acid binding; aspartic-type endopeptidase activity. Gene Ontology annotation, biological process: DNA integration; proteolysis.
AUGUUGCAGCCGACUACGCAACCGGUUAUACCCGGAUCCCUUACGAUCGAGGCUUUCGAUCCGGCGAAUACCACGUGGAGGAGAUGGCUACAUGCAGGAAAGAAACUCCAGAGGAAAAAUACAGGUGAUAAACAGCCAGGGCAGGUGCGGAAAAGGCCAUUUGGCCAGUGCAUGUACUUUAAAUCGCAACGUGUGGUCUGCUUCCAGAAUACGUCCUCCACUAAUAAUUUAGAAGAAAUGCUCAGUUUGGAACAUGCGGAUUACCGCGACAAGUUCUUGGUGUCUUUAGAUGUUGAAGGCAAAUCAAUCAAAUUCGAGUUGGAUAGUGGAGCGGCGGUUACGGUAAUUAGUGAGUCCGAAGCGACCAAACUUUUCCCAACAGCGACCAUUUGCCAUACGGAGUUGCGACUAAUUUCGUUUUGCGGGCGCGCACUUAAGUGCAGAGGAUACAUUACAGUAAGCGUUAGGCAUAACUCCGAUGUAAAAAGAUUGAAUAUUUAUCUGGUCGGAGGGGUUAGGAAACCAUUGUUGGGACGCGAAUGGAUUAGACAAUUGAAUUGCUAUGACUUGCUGGUCUGCGAUGCAGAAUUUGCUGCAAUUAAAGACAUACAGAUACAUUUAAAAUUAAAGAAAGACGCGUCUCCGGUCUUCGUGCGAGCUCGUCCUGUUCUUUUUAAAUUACAAAUGUUAGUCGAAAAAGAGCUUGAUACAUUAGAAAAAGCAGGGGUAAUUGAGAAAGUCGAGUCGUCAAAAUGGGCUACACCGAUAGUAUCAAUUUUGAAAAAGGACGGAAGUAUACGUAUUUGCGGGGAUUACAAAGCUACACUUAAUCCACAUUUAAUAGUCUAUGAGUACCCCUUUCCUACGGUUGACGAGCUGUUUUUGAAACUUAGAAACGGAAAAAAAUUUUCAAAAAUUGACUUGAAACAACCAUAUUUACAAUUAGAAGUAGCACCGGAAGAUCGCGAGUUAUUAACCAUUAGUACAUUCAAAGGACUAUACAAAGUAGUACAGAUAAAGAAUCUUACACGACUUGAAGAAGUACUAAGUAGAUUACAUAAAUUCAAUAUUCGAAUAAAUUUAGAAAAGUCAAAGUUCUUCUUAGAUAAAGUAGAUUACUGCGGAUACGAAAUUGACAGGAUAGACAUCCAUAAAGAAAAGAAAAAAAUCGAGGCAAUACAUAAAAUGCCGCGACCAAAAAAUAUAUCGGAAGUUAGAGCUUUUACGGGCAUGAUUAACUACUACGGGAGAUUUAUACAGAAUUUAAGCUCUAUUCUACGGCCCUUAAAUAAGCUACUGCAAAAAGAAGGGGUACCGUUCAUAUGGUCUAACGAAUGCGAAACAGCUUUUAACAAAGCCAAAGUAGCUUUUACAAGUAAUCAAGUGUUAGUUCAUUUCGACCCAAAUUUACCAUUAGUCUUAGCGACAGAUGUGAGUUCGUACGGAGUUGGAGCGGUGCUGUCGCACCGAUAUCCUGACGGAUCUGAAAAAGUUAUUCAAUUUGCGUCUCAAACAUUUUCAAAAGUACAAGCAAAAUAUUCUCAAAUUGACAAGGAGGCAUUCGCAAUAGUUUUCGGUGUUAAAAGGUUUGUUCAAUUUUUGUACGGUACAAAAUUUACAUUAAUUACAGAUCACAGACCACUAGUACAGAUUUUCUCACCCUAUCAAAGUUUGCCUAUCUAUUCAGCUAUGCGCAUGCAGCAUUAUGCAAUCUUUUUACAAGAAUUUAAUUACGAAAUUGAAUAUCGGAAAUCCGAAAAACAUGCAAAUGCGGACUGUUUGUCCAGACUUCCCGUUGACGCACCCCAAAUGAUAGCGGAUGUAGUGGACGCGUAUCAAGUGGAAGUAAUCGAAACCUUACCUGUAACUGCGAACAGAAUAGCAGCAGAAACGCGAAAAGAUAAAGAUGUCAGUGAUUUACUGCAAGCGUUACAGACAGGGAAGCAAAUACACAAAUCGAAACGUUUCGGUAUUGAGCAAAACGAGUUCAGCUUACAAAAUAAUGUUAUUAUGCGUCCAUGCGCUUAUAUUCCAAAAAUACUUCGAUUUGAAGUGCUAAAAGAAUUGCAUUCGGGACACUUCGGAGUUGUAAAAAUGAAAAGUUUAGCUCGUAGUCAUUGUUGGUGGCCAACAAUUGAUAAAGAUCUAGAACAACUAGCGCGAAAUUGCGUAAAUUGUAAUGAGCAUAGGAACAACCCUCCAAAGGUUGAAGUACAUGUAUGGGAGGCGCCAUCAGCACCAAUGCAACGAAUACAUAUUGAUUUUGCAGGGCCAUUUUUAGGGAAAAUGUUUUUGCUAAUGAUAGACGCUUUUUCGAAAUGGCCCGAAGUGCAUAUCGUUAAAGAUAUAACUGCAAAAACUACAAUUAUGAAAUUACGAGAGAUUUUUGCUGCGUAUGGUUUACCACAAGUAGUAGUAACCGAUAACGGCAAGGAUACUCCUAUAAGUUGUACCGAGAAUGAUCAUUAUUAUUGGGGUUUUCAAGAAUCCCCAGAACCAAUCAUUCAAAACAAUUCGAAGUCUAAAAAUUUAGAGCAGACACUGGCGGUGCCUCAAGGUUCCGCACCAGAAUUCCCACAGACCGAUGAGCACGUUGCAGAAGCGAAACCAUUUGUCGAAACGCUGCGACGUUCCGCUAGAACUAGAAAGUGUCCGGACUUCUUCUCUGAAUGUGCGGUGAAGUAG